Messenger RNA from Rotaria sp. Silwood2, 1566 nucleotides. The record is from the annotation of a GenBank genome assembly. NCBI's taxonomy places the organism in Eukaryota, Metazoa, Rotifera, Eurotatoria, Philodinida, Philodinidae.
AUGGCUGCCUUGGUUGAUAACCUAUGCAAUGUAGAACAGAAAUCUAUCCCACAAUCAUUACCAGUAACUACUUCAACAACUACAUCUUUAGACGAUGUCAUUCAUCAAUGUGGAGGAUUCGGUCGAUUCCAGUUACGUCAGUAUUGCUUUCUUAGUUUGAUACAAAUUACGGCUGGUCUUGCCGCUUUUUAUUAUGUUUAUGGUGCAGCUGAGCCCGAUCAUCGAUGCCGUCUUGCACCAUCACUAUGGCCAAAUGAUGACACAUAUACUCCUAUCAAUCGAACACAUGCUUUUUUUCUUCAACUUUACAUUCCAGCGAAGGAGGGAAAAUGGGAUCAAUGUAACUUAUUCGACUCUUUGAAUAUGAAUAAGUCUCUUAUUGAAUGCCCGAAUGGAUUGGUUUUUGAUCGAACUAUUUAUGGUUUCACAUUUACAGAAGCAAUCGGUCUAGUAUGUCGAAAUAAGUUUGAACGUUAUAAAAGAUCUUAUUACUUUCAAAUAUCUCAUUCUAAUACUGAUAUUUCAUAUAGGUUUGGUAUUCUACUGAUAAAUCAAUUUACGGCAGGUCUAACGCAUCUAACAUCUACCAUAGCUUUUGUCACAAUGAUCGAACUAACGAGUUCAAAACAUCGUAGUUUUAUUGGUAAUCUUGCAUUUUUAUCGUUCGUCUUUGGUGAAAUACUAAUCACAUUAUUUGCCUAUAUUGUUCGAAACUGGCAAAAUCUCUUGUGGGCAAAUACGAUUUUCAUUGGAAUAGCAUUACUUUCGACUUUUUUCACUGAUGAAUCACCAUUAUAUCUAUACUCAAAAAACCAGUAUACUCGACUUGAAAAAACUUUACGCCGAAUGGCUAAGAUAAAUGGUCGACAAGAUAUCGAUUGGUAUCCUGCAUUUCAGGAAUUAUUAAAUACACAAUUGUUUCCGAUAGUCAUCAAGAAACAGUUAACAUUUACACAAAAGGCCAAACAAUUGAUAUCGCACCCAACAACGAUAAAACGUAUUCUGAUUACUGGAUUCAUUGCUUUUACAGAAACGUUACUAUAUUAUAAAAUAUCAUAUGGACUCGCCACGAUGAAAAUUUCUCCUUAUAUUGGUAUUUUAAUUGGAGCAAUUGUAGAAGCACUUGGCUAUAUUACUGCCACUGUGUUCAUGUCAACGCGAUUCGGUCGUAAAUAUUCAUUUAUCCUCUUUACAGGUUCAACAAGCGUAUGCAUUCUCAUUAUUCCAUUGAUAAUUAAGCAUAGUACUCUGGCUACAGUUAUUAUGUCACAAAUGGGCAAGUUUGUUGUAUCGGCAGCGAACUCUAUCACUUGGAUCUAUAUAGCAGAACUAUUUCCAACAUCGAUCCGCAGUAGCACGAAUGGCUUGGCUGUUGCCGUCAGUCGUCUAGGUGCGAUAACAAGUCCUAUCAUUGAUGCAUCGAUUCACAAACAGUACUUACCCGUCACAUUCUAUGUCUGUGCGGCCUUAGCACUCAUAUCAGCUCUGUUGAGCUUAACCUUGCCCGAAACGAAGGAUAAACCAUUGGAUGAUAUAAUGGAAUUUACAAACGAUACACAUGUUUAG